AUGUCUUUCCGGAACUUAUUCAGCAAGCAGAAUCUCAAGUAUCUCCUCACGUCGCACUUCUGGGGCCCCGUGUCCAACUUCGGGAUCCCCGUGGCCGCGGUGUUGGACUUGAAGAAAGACCCGGAAAUCAUCAGCGGGCCCAUGACCGGCUCGCUCAUCUUGUACUCGUUGGUGUUCAUGCGCUACUCCUUGGCCAUCGCGCCCAAGAACUACUUGUUGUUUGGCUGCCACUUUGUCAACGAGUGCGCGCAGUUGGCGCAGGGCUUCCGGUGGACCAGGCACCACUUUCUGGACAAACAGCUCCCGCCCAAGGAGGCCUAG
Metschnikowia bicuspidata var. bicuspidata NRRL YB-4993 is the source of this 321-nucleotide messenger RNA. Its product is annotated as pyruvate transporter. Gene Ontology annotation, cellular component: mitochondrial inner membrane. Gene Ontology annotation, biological process: pyruvate import into mitochondria. The coding region runs from base 1 to 321 and encodes 106 amino acids. The transcript has a single exon. Lineage: Eukaryota; Fungi; Ascomycota; Pichiomycetes; Serinales; Metschnikowiaceae. The record is from RefSeq and is a predicted model, not a curated record.